Messenger RNA from Cornus florida, 4974 nucleotides. RefSeq names its product regulatory-associated protein of TOR 1. The record is from RefSeq and is a predicted model, not a curated record. Bases 432 to 4496 code for a protein of 1354 amino acids. NCBI's taxonomy places the organism in Eukaryota, Viridiplantae, Streptophyta, Magnoliopsida, Cornales, Cornaceae. Gene Ontology annotation, biological process: cellular response to amino acid stimulus; cellular response to starvation; regulation of autophagy. The transcript is spliced from 23 exons. Gene Ontology annotation, molecular function: protein-macromolecule adaptor activity; protein binding. Gene Ontology annotation, cellular component: cytoplasm; TORC1 complex.
CACAAAAAUCCUCUAAUUUUCGACUCCCUUUUCGGUUUAGCCGCACUGCUCGCUAUACGCGCCUCCAUCGUCCUCUUCUUUGACACAUAGGGUUUCUAGGGUUUUCAGAGCCUUUAUGCACGGUUGUUCCAAGCCUUUUUAUGGUUUGCGGAGCUGGAUUCGCUGUCGUACCUCAGAAGAAUAUCCAUGCGCCGCUGGUUCAGUGGUUUCGUUGAUUAGGGAAGGUCUCUCUCUAUCUAUCUCUGCACUGGACCACAACAAGCUCUGAUUUUUCAUCACCAAGCAGAGAAGCUAGGGCUAGGGUUUCAUUCCUUGAUUUUUGGUAUGAGUUUUCGGUGUAUAUCGUUUCCCAAUAAGACUCGAUUAGGGCAAGGUUGAUUGUUAUUGGACUUCAUUUCUGGUAUUUUUGGGAGGGUUGGGGUUGGAUUUGAAUGGCAUUGGGAGAUUUGAUGGCGUCUCGAUUUUCUCAAUCGUCAGUUGCGGUUUCGAAUCACUUGGAUGAGUGUUCGAACCAUGAAGACGGGGAUUUUGUUGGCCACAGAAGGGAUAGGGACUCUGAGACGGCAAGUAGCAGUUAUGGCAAUGUCACCACAACAACAACAGCGACGAGCAUGGCAUAUUUACCGCAGACGAUUGUAUUGUGUGAUCUUCGACAUGAAGCAUUCGAGGCUUGUGUUCCUUCUGGCCCGUCUGAUAGUGGCUUGGUCUCAAAAUGGCGGCCCAAGGACCGAAUGAAGACAGGAUGUGUUGCUCUCGUUUUAUGUUUAAACAUUAGCGUUGAUCCACCCGAUGUGAUUAAGAUAUCUCCUUGUGCCAGAAUGGAGUGCUGGAUAGAUCCAUUCUCUAUGGCACCUCAAAAAGCUCUUGAAACCAUUGGGAAAACCUUGAGUCUUCAGUAUGAGAGGUGGCAACCAAAGGCUCGCUACAAGAUCCAGUUAGAUCCUACCGUGGAUGAAGUGAAGAAACUUUGCACUACAUGUCGCAAAUAUGCCAAGUCUGAGAGAGUUCUGUUUCACUACAAUGGACACGGUGUGCCAAAGCCAACUCCCAACGGUGAAAUUUGGCUGUUUAAUAAGGUUCCAUUACUGAGUUAUACACAAUAUAUCCCUUUGCCGAUCAGCGAACUUGAUUCCUGGUUGAAGACACCAUCAAUAUACGUUUUUGAUUGCUCUGCUGCUGGAAUGGUUGUCAAUGCCUUCAUAGAGCUCCAGGAAUUGAGUAUGUCGAACUCCUCUGGACCCUCCUUGCGGGAUUGCAUUCUGCUUGCUGCUUGUGAAGCACAUGAAACUCUUCCGCAGAGUGAUGAAUUUCCUGCUGAUGUGUUUACGUCCUGCCUUACCACACCCAUUAAGAUGGCAUUGAGAUGGUUCUGCACUCGCUCAUUACUGCGUGAAGCUUUUGAUUAUUCACUUAUAGACAAAAUUCCUGGCCGCCAAAAUGAUCGGAAAACACUUUUAGGGGAACUUAACUGGAUUUUUACUGCGGUGACUGACACAAUUGCCUGGAAUGUUCUCCCACACGAUCUUUUUCAGAGAUUGUUCAGACAAGAUCUAUUAGUUGCAAGCCUUUUCCGCAAUUUUUUACUUGCUGAGAGAAUAAUGCGUUCUGCAAAUUGUUCUCCAUUGUCAUAUCCUCUGUUGCCUCCUACCCAUCAACAUCAUAUGUGGGACGCAUGGGACAUGGCUGCUGAAAUCUGCCUUUCUCAGCUUCCGACACUGGUCGAGGAUCGUAAUGCAGAAUUCCAGCCAAGUCCUUUUUUCACAGAACAAUUGACGGCUUUUGAGGUGUGGCUUGAUCAUGGUUCUGAGAAGAAGAAACCACCAGAGCAGUUACCAAUUGUUCUUCAGGUUUUACUUAGUCAAUGCCAUCGAUUUCGUGCUCUGGUGCUUCUUGGAAGAUUCCUUGAUAUGGGCCCUUGGGCUGUAGAUCUGGCAUUGUCUGUAGGAAUAUUUCCAUAUGUUCUAAAGCUGUUGCAAACAACUACUCCAGAACUACGCCAAAUUCUUGUAUUUAUAUGGACGAAGAUCCUCGCACUUGAUAAGUCGUGCCAGGUUGAUCUGGUUAAGGAUGGUGGGCACACAUAUUUUAUUAGGUUUCUUGAUAGUGUGGAAGCAUAUCCAGAACAGCGUGCAAUGGCAGCAUUUGUUUUGGCAGUGAUAGUAGAUGGACAUAGACGGGGUCAAGAAGCCUGUAUUGAAGCUGGUUUGAUUCAUGUGUGCUUGAAGCAGCUUCAGGGUUCAACUUCAACUGAUGCACCAACUGAACCACUAUUUCUUCAGUGGCUUUGCCUCUGUCUUGGAAAGCUGUGGGAGGAUUUCACGGAGGCGCAAAUAAUAGGUCUGCAGGCAGAUGCCCCUGAUAUAUAUGCACCUCUUCUUUCUGAACAUCAACCUGAGGUUAGAGCUUCUGCUGUUUUUGCACUGGGCACCCUGCUUGACGUUGGGUUUGACUCAUCUAGAGAUGGUGUUGGAGGAGAUGUAGAAUUUGAUGAUGAUGAAAAAGUUAGGGCUGAAAUUAGUAUUGUCAAGAGCCUUUUAAAUGUUGUUUCAGAUGGAAGUCCUCUGGUUCGUGCAGAGGUUGCUGUAGCUCUUGCUCGCUUUGCCUUUGGCCACAAUAAGCACCUGAAGUCAAUUGCUGCUGCAUAUUGGAAACCUCAGCCUAACUCUGUGCUGGGUUCCUUUCCUUCUCUGGCUAUCAAGGGUACAGGUAGUGGUUAUUCUACUCCAAACCAUUACAUGCCGCAUGGAAGCAUUAUUCCUCCCCAAAUUCGUGAUGGGAAGGCCUCCACCAGCAGCCCCCUUGCUACUUCUGGAGUAAUGCAUGGAUCUCCAUUGUCUGAUGAUUCUUCUCAACAUUCUGACUCUGGCAUAUUGAAUGACUCUGUGAGUAAUGGGGAUGUUAACCACACAAGGCCAAGACCCCUAGACAAUGCAUUGUAUUCACAAUGUGUGUUGGCUAUGUGUACACUAGCCAAGGAUCCAUCACCACGCAUUGCAAGCCUUGGCCGGCGAGUACUCUCCAUUAUUGGGAUUGAGCAAGUGGUGACAAAGUCUGUCAAGUCCACUGGCAGCAGUGUUCGGGCAGGUGAACCCACAGCAACUGCAACCCCUAGCUUUACUGGACUAGCUCGUUCAUCUUCUUGGUUUGACAUGAAUGCAGGACAUUUGCCCCUGACAUUUAGAACCCCUCCAGUUAGUCCUCCUCGAUCAAGUUACUUAACAGGAAUGCGAAGAGUUUGUUCCUUAGAAUUCCGGCCGCAUAUAAUGAGUUCUCCUGACACGGGAUUAGCCGAUCCGCUUAUUGGUUGUGGUGGAUCUUCUGUGGUCUCAGAGCGCAGUUUUCUUCCACAAUCAAUAAUCUACAAUUGGAGUUAUGGUCACUUCUCAAAGCCACUUCUUACCCCAGCAGAUGAUAGUGAAGAAAUAAUAGCUAGAAAAGAAGAGAGGGAAAAUAUUGCCGUUGACCAUAUAGCAAAAUGCCAGCAUUUUUCUGUAAACAAACUACAUAAUCAAAUUGCAAGUUGUUAUACAAAAUUUGAGACAGCUACGAAAACAGCGUUACUGCUGCCUUUCUCUCCGGCUGUAAUUACUGCAGAUGAGAGUGAACGAAUAAGGGUAUGGAAUUAUGAGGAGCCUUCCAUACUGAACAGUUUUGACAAUCAUGAUUAUCCUGACAAAGGAAUUUCAAAGCUCUGCCUUGUGAAUGAACUUGAUGAUAGCUUGCUUCUUGUCGCUUCAAGUGAUGGAAAUAUCCGAAUUUGGAAAGAUUACUCCAUAAAGGGUAAACAGAAACUUGUAACUGCUUUCUCUUCAAUCCAAGGUCAUAGACCUGGUGUGCGAAGUGUGAAUGCUGUUGUGGAUUGGCAGCAGCAGUCUGGAUAUCUGUAUGCUUCUGGUGAAAUAUCUUCCAUUAUGGCUUGGGAUUUGGAUAAAGAGCAGCUUGUGCAUUCUAUUCAGUCAACACCAGAUUGCAGCAUCUCAGCAUUGUCUGCUUCUCAAGUUCAUGGGGGUCAAUUUGCUGCUGGUUUUGUGGAUGGUUCCGUCAGACUAUUCGACAUUCGAACACCUGAAAUGCUUGUUUGUGCAACACGGCCGCACACCCAAAGAAUAGAAAGAGUUGUGGGGAUUGGCUUUCAACCCGGACUUGAUCGUGCAAAGUUUGUCAGUGCAUCUCAGGCUGGUGACAUUCAGUUCCUUGACAUCAGACAGGUAAAGGAUACAUACCUCACAAUUGAGGCUCACAGAGGCUCGCUUACAGCUUUAGCUGUUCAUCGGCAUGCGCCCAUUAUUGCCAGUGGCUCAGCCAAACAGCUCAUCAAAGUCUUCAAUUUGGAGGGUGAACAGUUGGGCUCGAUCCGAUACUACCCUACCUUCAUGGCCCAGAAGAUAGGACCUGUAAGCUGCCUCACCUUCCAUCCAUAUCAAGUACUGCUUGCUGCUGGUGCUGAAGAUGCUUGCGUCUCUAUUUAUGCUGAUGAAAUCUCUCCAGCAAGAUGAAUACAGAUCAUUCAUACCUCCUUCCUCAGAAGGCCAUCUUAUUGGGAGGUAGCACAGGUGCUUUUAUCAAUGCCAUCAAUGUGGCAUUGUGGGUGCUAAUGGAUCAUCGGGUUUUAAUCAUUCUGCUGCCCGCGUUCGUCCUUGCAGUUGAUGUUUCUGGAGAUAUAGGUUGGGCCACUGUUGAAAUUGUAUGCUAUCUAAUUCAUUAGCCUCCAGCAUAGAAAGUCGCUCAGGUUGGGAAAACCAGCAAAUUCCUUGGGAGGCUUCGGCAAAUAAUCUUGUGGUGUAUAGGUGAAUAUGGUGUAAAUAGUCUGCUUUUUUCUGCCCUCUUGGUUUUGGCGUGUUCUUUUCCCCUUUUUUUUUCUUUUCUUUUCUCUUUUUUUCUUUGCUUCUUUCUUUCCCACCCCCUCCAAUUUGUAAAAGCAUCAAAUCUAUUAUUAUUAUAAUAAGUAUUGCUGACAGGCAGUGUUGUGAUUCA